Lates calcarifer (barramundi perch) is the source of this 5384-nucleotide messenger RNA. It is a transcript of the gene wdr20b, whose product is annotated as WD repeat domain 20b. Lineage: Eukaryota; Metazoa; Chordata; Actinopteri; Centropomidae. Gene Ontology annotation, molecular function: protein binding. The record is from RefSeq and is a predicted model, not a curated record.
GUUUAACAUAAUCUUUAUCUUUAUCUUUAGAUUUUCCAGAGUAUAUGAGCCACAAUUGUAAAGCAUCUUUAAAUUUAAAGCUAUUCUGCCUGAUAUUCAGCUUGCUUUAGUCCAAUGACCACAGACAACAUGUGGGAUAAUAUGAAGAAAAUCGACAGGCCCUAGUUUGGAGGCUCUGCCAUUUACUACCAUUUAAUGAUAAUUAGAAGAUUUAUUAUAUCAUUUACUGAGACUAUAAUAAUGAAGCUAAUAACGAAUUAAUCAACAAUUUAUUAAAGGCUGAAAUACACUGGACAAUCUUGAUGUGUAUUCCAGUCAUAUAACUGGGAAGACAAGGGGGCACGAACACUUUCCCAGUGUUAUGAAAUGUGGCUAAAUUCUUGAACACAGGUGUGACAUGGCUAAAUGAGGAACCCAGGAAUUCUAUUAUAAAAUAUAAAUAAUAAUUACAUAUCAUUAGAAUUUGCAAAUUUGUUAGACAUAUGGUCUGUCAACGGAAGCUCUACGAACCACAAGUGGAAGGUAUAGAGAAAUGGUGCAUGUUAUCCAUAGUAUUGCAGUGUACUGAAAAAAAAUGUGGGAUUACACAGUAAACAGAGCGUACGGUAAAAGACUAGAAUUCUCUGGUCCAGUGUGGGUGUUAGUGACUUCAGCUGACCAGAAGAUGGCAGUGUAUUACACUUGCUAUUUCUGUUAUGUAAUCCAAAUGUUUCCAGGUGAUUGCAGACACUACUAGAAGCUGACUGUCCAUGUAACUGAGAAACAUGGAGAACUGUUGCAAUCACCGUAAGAUGAUAUUUUCUGAGAGCCAGCCAGGGUCCCCAUAAUUUAAACAGUUUGUAGACUAAGAUGGUGAGUUCAUGCUUGUGUGAACUAAGCUAACUUAACAAUAGUCUACUUAGUGGUAGUUUUCUGCAUUUCGUUUGUUUAUUUUUGCAUUGUUUCCUGAGUAGAGAAAACACUGUUUCAGUAGGCUAACUCUAAACAUAUCCUUGUAUAUUCGCGAUUUGUAUUUUCUGCACAACUGCGUUUUUAUGUUGCCGUUUAAUUUGCACGCAUUUUCUGCAUUGGUAAUAUUCCGUAGAUAUUCUGCGUGUUAUUCCAUGAUUAGUUCAGGGUUUUUUUUAAAGAAACAGAGUCAAAUGGAUGCAUUGUGUCUGUCAAAUUAAUUAAUUAUAAAUUACUCGUCUAUUAAAAACGGGUUGCCGUGUUUAAAGCCGGCUCCUACCGUGAUACCCUCUGUUUAUCUUUCUAGUUUUGUCUCACAUGACCUAUACUUCUCUGCACGCAUGGCUGCCGGACUUCAACCGUUCGACGCAUGCGCUGUCGCUAACAUCCGGGGCCGGGACAAGAAUGAACGCCAAUUUCCAAGAUGGCGGCGGAGGGAGGAGGGAAGGAGAUGAACGAAAUUAAAACUCAAUUCACCACACGAGAAGGCGUCUACAAACUCCUCACUCACUCCGAAUACAGCCGCCCGAACAGGGUGCCUUUCAACUCGCAGGGCUCCAAUCCUGUUAAGGUCUCCUUCGUCAAUGUAAACGACCAGUCCGGCAACGGCGACAGGAUCUGUUUCAAUGUGGGCCGGGAACUGUACUUUUAUAUCUACAAAGGCGUGAGAAAGGCUGCUGAUCUUAGUAAGCCCAUAGACAAGAGGAUAUACAAAGGAACGCAGCCCACGUGUCAUGAUUUCAACCCACUCACAGCUACAGCAGAGAGCGUUUCCCUGCUGGUAGGCUUCUCAGCAGGCCAGGUGCAGCUCAUAGACCCAAUAAAGAAGGAAACCAGCAAACUCUUCAAUGAAGAGAGACUUAUAGACAAGUCAAGAGUAACGUGUGUACGAUGGGUCCCUGGUUCAGAGAGCCUGUUCCUGGUGGCUCACUCCAGUGGCAGCAUGUACCUGUACAACGUGGAAAACACCUGUGGCACCACGGCACCUCACUACCAGCUCCUUAAGCAGGGUGAAAACUACGCGGUGCAUACCUGCAAGAGCAAGUCUGCUCGUAACCCGUUACUACGCUGGACAGUGGGUGAAGGGGCGCUCAAUGAGUUUGCCUUCUCCCCGGAUGGCAAGUUUCUGGCUUGUGCGAGCCAGGACGGCUUCCUGCGGGUAUUUGGUUUCGACGCGGCAGAGCUCCACGGAACAAUGAAAAGCUACUUUGGUGGCUUACUGUGUGUGUGCUGGAGCCCAGAUGGACGAUAUAUUGUUGCUGGAGGGGAGGACGACCUGGUGACGGUGUGGUCAUUUUCAGACUGCAGAGUGAUCGCACGGGGGCACGGUCACAAGUCAUGGGUGAGUGUGGUGGCAUUUGACCACUGUACAACCAGUGUGGAGGAUGGUGACCCCCCUGCUGAGUUCAGUGGUAGUGAUGAGGACUUCCAUGAGCAGAUUCACUUUGGUGCAGGCCGGGACAGAGCAAAUAGUGCUCAUUCUCGCCUUUCUAAGAGAAACUCUACAGACAGUAGGCCUGUUAGUGUGACCUACAGAUUUGGCUCAGUGGGCCAGGAUACCCAGCUCUGUCUGUGGGACCUUACGGAGGACAUUCUCUUUCCUCACCUCCCACUGUCCCGCACUAGGACUCACACUAAUGUUAUGAGUGCCACAAGCCCCCCAGCCACUGGACAAACUACUACUACUGUAUCCACCACCACUAAUCCCAGUGGCACCAAUGGUAAAGACAAUGUGAGCAAUAGUAGCUCCAGUGGUAACCCAGCUAACUCCCUCCCUGGCACCCUGCCUCGGUCCAAUAGCUUGCCACACUCAUCCAACCCAGCAGGGGGCAGCACCCCCAACAGUCACACAGGCAGUAGCAGCAACAGCAGCAACACCACCACCACCACCACCACCAACACCACAACCACGACCAAGGGCAACAGCAUCAUUGACAGUGCUUUCAUUGCCACCGGAGUCAGCAAGUUUGCAACGCUGUCGUUACACGACUCGCGCAAGGAGCGCCACGAGAAGGACCACAAACGAAACCACAGCAUGGGUCACAUAAGCAGCAAGAGCAGUGACAAGCUCAACCAGCUUAGCUCAUCACGGACGGCAAAAGCUGACGCAGCUAAGACUCUGGGCACCACGCUGUGCCCGCGCAUGGAUGAAGUGCCACUGCUCGAGCCGCUAGUGUGCAAGAAGAUCGCUCACGAGAGACUCACUGUGUUAAUCUUCCUUGAGGACUGUCUGGUAACAGCCUGUCAGGAGGGUUUCGUUUGCACAUGGGCUAGGCCUGGGAAAGUGGUGAGUGACAGGCCUCUUGCGGAUACUGUCAUGUGACACCUCUCAACUCACAUUGCUUCUAGUUCAGGCAUUUUCUAGCUGCAUUCAGAAGCUGUUAAUGCUACUAUGUGAAGCCAAAGGUUUUGGUUAUUCCAUGCCAGAUUUAUUCUAAACCCUCAGCAUUACAAGCACAGCUUCUUCCAACAGUAAACCUCAUGGCCUCACUAGUUUGCCUCUUUUAUUACGUUCACAUUACACUGUUGUUUGUUAUCAAUGUGUGUGUUAUCUGUCUCUCCACAGGGAUUGCUAUCAUCUCAAAACAACCCAGCCAACUCCCCCAGUGGAACAGUAGUAUAGCCCCAGUGCUGGUGCUGCUAAUGACAGCUCCAUGCAACAGAGACGGGGAUGACCAAGGCCAAGGCCCUGCAGCGCUUCUUCGCACACUGUCACACACCACAUGACCUCCAGUGUCACCCUCAUUCUCAUCACUACAGCCACCCAGAUGCUCUCUUUUGUGUCACUGCUCGUGUUUAGGUAACCGAUGUUGGCCAAGCCAGGGUUAGAAACUUGACCCCCUUUUGUCUAGGGGGGUAAAAAGGGUGCUAUUUGGAAGUAAAAGGCCAAGCUUUAAAUCACCCAGGAGGUUUAUGGGAGGGGUUGACUGGCUCACUGAGGGGUUGACUGGCUCACUGUUACAUCCAUGGUCAUAUCAAGUCAUGUCUAGUCUGAAAAUAACAAACUGUCAUACCCAAUCCUUUGUGCCUGUAGUUCUUCAAAGACUAGACACGGUGUAAACAUUGUGGUAAUGCCUCAACCUAGCCUUGUGUGUGGGUUUAAUUCGGUCAUAUUUCCUGUAUUUUGUUUCUUCAAAUGUACUCACAGAUAAAGGGAAUAAGAUGAGGGAUUGUUUUAGAGCAGCAGCAUAUCCCUGAUGCCAAGUCUCUUUCUUUUCUUUUUUUUUUUCUUCAACCUCCUGGGCGAUCCCUUGUGCAGCCACAUUCCUCACACGCCUGCUCAAGAGAGACUGGAGCUUUUUACUUCCUUCACAAAUAUUUCAAUCAGAGGUAUCACACUUAAAAGUGUAUUUUGCACAGAUUUUCUUUUGUUGUUGUUCUCUUGUUUUUAUUUUUCUUUCUUCCCAUUUUGAAUUCAUGACGGUGGAACACAAGCAAAAUAUUUUGAAGACAGCUUUGGAAGCACUUGGGGAAACGGCGCGUUAUUUCCUAAUGUCUCAACGCUGGAUGCUGCAAUCAUAGUUUUUUAUAUGGAAAAAAAAGUUGUUUGCACUUAAUAGUUUGUUAGAGGAGAAUGGCUUUACAUUUUUGGAGUGUGUAAGGACUCCUUGACAAGGUUGAAAUAUAAAUAGAAUUAAAAACCUUUGUAUCUAUUGAACAUUUAUUUUAAUAUUGUUUCAGAUUAAAUGGGCUCUGUAUUAUAUGUAAAUAUUGUACUUCAAUGAUUUAUGGGUGAAACGAUCAUUAUUACAUUAGUUGAAAGAUCCUCAUUUCAGAAAAUAGUGAUAUUUCUAAUACAGAAAGUCUAUACCUAAUAUUAAAAAUGAAUCUUGAAUAUGCAGGUGAAAAUGUUUCUUUUCUGUUGUACAUAAAGAGAAUUCAGGUGUAUUUUUAUUAAUGAAACGUUUGGUAUAGGAGAUCUAUGAAAUCCUCUUAUCUAACAGGUAGUGCUGAAUGCUAGCUAGCCUGUCGCUGCAGAUUCCUUUUACACAUAGGCAGGUAGGGCGCAGACGCAGCGGUCUAAUUCAGCCAUCACUCCGAGCUCAGGUAAACCACAGGAAGACUAACGCUGGCAUAGUUCCCCCGCCCCCCUCGCCCGUUAGCACCAGUCCCAUCCAUCAACAUGCGUGUGAAUUCACUUCAACUAACAAAUAAGACUGACAACCAUGUUCUGCAGACAGGGCUGAAAUCUGUGACUCCUGCUAUUGUGAGUAAUAAUUACUGAACUGAUGCUGAACUUGUGAACAAACUUUUGACACUGUGUUGAAAACCAACUGACUAAUGUCAGAACUUGAUGGUGGUGUGAGUGCUUGAGGUGAGGGUGUUUCUUUUUUUUUUUUUUUUUUUUUUAAAAGCACCCACAAAGGAAGAGUGAGGAUUUUAACAGUGGGAGCCUUUUCCUCCAUGUGACGCCUAUUAAAACAGCUUUGACAGAC